GUGAUUCCCAUCGUUGGGAUGGGUGGGAUUGGUAAGACAACCCUUGCCCAGCUGGUUUACAACGAUGCUUCCAUUCAACAUCAUUUUCACCUCAAAGCAUGGGCUUGUGUUUCUGAUUAUUUUGAUGUUUUGAGAAUAACGAAAGAAAUCUUGCAAUCAAUCACUUCCGUGUCAUGCAAUGAUAAUGAUCUGAAUAUAGUUCAAGAAAAGUUACAGAAGGAGUUGUCCGGAAAAAAAUUCUUAAUUGUUUUAGAUGAUGUCUGGAAUGAGAAUUAUCAUCACUGGACUGUCUUACAAUCUCCUUUCAAAACGAGGACUCAAGGAAGCAAAAUUAUUGUGACAACAAGAAACCACGGUGUUUCAUCAACAAUGGGUGCCUUGCAUGCUCAUUCCUUAGAGCUUUUGUCAGCUGAUGAUUGUUUGUCUGUAUUUGCUCAACAUGCAUUGGGAGCAAGGGACUUUGAAGGACAUCCAAGCCUAAAGGAAGUUGCUGAGAAGAUAGUGAGAAAAUGCAACGGUUUGCCUUUAGCUGCUAAAACCCUUGGUGGCUUAUUGCGCACUAAUGUAGACCUUCAUGCUUGGGAAGAUAUAUUAGAGAGUGAGAGAUGGAAGCUAUCUAAAGAUCAGUCAAGUAUAAUCCCAGCUCUACAGCUAAGCUACCAUCAUCUUCCUCUACAUUUGAAGCGAUGCUUUAUGUAUUGUGCCAUUAUUCCCAAGGACUGUGAAUUUGAGAAGGAAGAAAUAAUCUUAUUGUGGAGAGCACAAGGGUUUCUACAAGAAGCACGAGAUAAACGGUGCAUCCAUGAUUUGGGUCACAAGUAUUUCAAAGACCUAGUGUCAAGAUCCCUUUUGCAAGUGUCCAUCAACAAUAAAUCUCGAUUUGUUAUGCAUGAUCUCAUUAAUGAUUUGGCCCAAUCAGCGGCUGGAGAAGUAUGCUUUAAAAUAGAAGGUAGUCAAUAAAUUUUGAAGCAUGCUCGCCAUUUAUCUUACAUUGCUGAGAGGUUUGACGGCACCAAAAAAUUUGAAGGCAUUUAUGAAGCGCAACAUUUACGAACCUUUCUUCCAUUAAGGAUUACAGAAUAUAGCUGAGCCUCAAGAUGCAUGGAUGGCUAGAUUAUCUGAUAAGUCGAGACUUGAGAGUUUAGAAUUGCAGUGGAGCAAAGACUUUGAGAAUAGAAGAGAAGAAGUCGAGAAAAAGGUGUUGGAUGGAUUUCAACCUUCGAAGAAGCUCAUGGAGCUCAGCAUUAAGUUCUAUUGUGGUGAAAUGUUGGCAAAUUGGGUGGGAGAUUCAUCCUUCAAUUGUUUACAAUCUUUAUGCCUUGAUAAUUGUAGAAAUUUAUUGUCAUUGCCAUCAAUUGGGAAAUUGCCAUUGUUGAAAAAGGUACGUAUUAAAGAA
Molecule: messenger RNA, 1396 nt
Organism: Gossypium arboreum
Lineage: Eukaryota; Viridiplantae; Streptophyta; Magnoliopsida; Malvales; Malvaceae
Product: putative disease resistance RPP13-like protein 1
Exons: 2
Coding region: 19-960 (313 amino acids)
Biological process (GO): defense response to other organism
Molecular function (GO): ADP binding
Source: RefSeq, a predicted model, not a curated record